Messenger RNA from Corythoichthys intestinalis (scribbled pipefish), 2612 nucleotides. RefSeq names its product tubulin, beta 4B class IVb-like (gene tubb4bl). The transcript has 4 exons. Bases 149 to 1483 code for a protein of 444 amino acids. Gene Ontology annotation, cellular component: cytoplasm; microtubule. Gene Ontology annotation, molecular function: structural constituent of cytoskeleton; GTP binding; GTPase activity. The record is from RefSeq and is a predicted model, not a curated record. NCBI's taxonomy places the organism in Eukaryota, Metazoa, Chordata, Actinopteri, Syngnathiformes, Syngnathidae. Gene Ontology annotation, biological process: mitotic cell cycle; microtubule cytoskeleton organization.
ACCGAUUCAGCCCAGUAGAAGCGUUCCUAGUGGGAGGCGGUGCCACGAACCAGGAGAGAGAAUCUGCAACUAUCCUCGCUUCUCAACGUCUCCUCCUUCUCCUUCUUCAUCUUCUCGAACCUUCCGCGUCGCUCAUCCGCAUCCCAAAAUGCGCGAAAUUGUGCACCUGCAAGCCGGUCAGUGCGGGAACCAGAUCGGAGCUAAGUUCUGGGAGGUGAUCAGUGACGAGCACGGCAUUGAUCCCACCGGGACAUACCAUGGCGACAGCGACCUGCAGCUUGACAGGAUCAGCGUCUACUACAAUGAGGCCACUGGUGGAAAGUAUGUUCCCCGUGCCAUCCUGGUGGAUCUUGAGCCCGGAACCAUGGACUCCGUCAGGUCCGGACCCUUUGGUCAGAUCUUCAGACCUGACAACUUUGUCUUUGGUCAGAGCGGAGCCGGCAACAACUGGGCCAAGGGCCACUACACGGAGGGAGCUGAGCUAGUGGAUUCUGUCCUGGACGUGGUGAGGAAGGAGGCUGAGAGCUGUGACUGCCUGCAGGGCUUCCAGCUGACCCACUCUCUGGGUGGCGGCACCGGCUCAGGCAUGGGCACGCUGCUCAUCAGCAAGAUCCGGGAGGAGUACCCGGACCGCAUCAUGAACACCUUCAGCGUGGUGCCCUCACCAAAGGUGUCCGACACAGUGGUGGAGCCGUACAACGCCACCCUGUCGGUGCACCAGCUGGUUGAGAAUACGGACGAGACGUACUGCAUCGACAACGAGGCGCUCUACGACAUCUGCUUCCGCACUCUGAAGUUAACCACGCCCACCUACGGAGACCUCAACCACUUGGUGUCGGCCACCAUGAGCGGCGUCACCACAUGCCUGCGUUUCCCUGGUCAGCUGAAUGCUGACCUGCGCAAGCUAGCCGUCAACAUGGUGCCCUUCCCCCGCCUGCACUUCUUCAUGCCUGGUUUCGCCCCUCUCACCAGCAGGGGGAGCCAACAGUACCGCGCCCUCUCAGUUCCCGAGCUCACCCAGCAGAUGUUCGACGCCAAGAACAUGAUGGCGGCAUGCGACCCGCGCCACGGCCGCUACCUAACCGUGGCCGCCGUCUUCCGCGGCCGCAUGUCCAUGAAGGAGGUGGACGAGCAGAUGCUGAACGUGCAGAACAAAAACAGCAGCUACUUCGUGGAGUGGAUCCCCAACAACGUCAAGACGGCCGUCUGCGACAUCCCGCCGCGCGGCCUGAAGAUGGCCGCCACCUUCAUUGGCAACAGCACCGCCAUCCAGGAGCUCUUCAAGCGCAUCUCCGAGCAGUUCACGGCCAUGUUCCGACGCAAGGCUUUCCUCCACUGGUACACGGGCGAGGGCAUGGACGAGAUGGAGUUCACCGAGGCCGAGAGCAACAUGAACGACCUGGUUUCCGAGUACCAGCAGUACCAGGAUGCCACCGCUGAAGAGGGCGAGUUCGAGGAGGAAGGCGAGGAAGAGGGAAACUAAAAACCUCCCAUAUCACCUUCCCCAACACGCCAGCGGUUCGCUGACAAUGACGACCAUUCACGUCCAAUCCACAUGAACCCGGUUCAAGUGAUUGAAUGCAACUGACCGACAAUGUCAGCGAACGAUUAAUGAAACCAUCUCACCUCAGCCCUCCUAGCUCCACGUUGCUCUGAUGUGUUGUUAGACGUUAGCUAUGUUCGGAAUCAUUCAUUUAUUCAUUCACUCCAACUCUCACUGCAGAAAUAUUUCUAUCAAGGUCCACUAAAAUUUCAAAUAUCGUAUUUUUCAGACUAUACACUCCAAAAAAAGUGAAUUUAUAGAAUACUGGCAGCUGGGGUUGCCUGAAUAUUUCUUUCAUCGUAAAAAAAAUUGUAAAGUGCAACAGCAACUCUAAAUAUUACGGUAGAUUUUUGUAGAAAAUGAUGGAAGAACACGAAUUUGUUUCAUAUUUAUUUUAUACCAGGAUUAAAAAACAACUCGAUUACUUUGGCAGUCAAGGGUGCCGACUACCGAGCAACUGAAGGCAGGUUGGAGGGAGUGCUGCACGUAUAAAACGUUGGGAAAACCAUACUCCCUGAGAAUCUAUAAGAGGGUACCAGCAGCUCAAAUCAAUGGGGCUAUUGGCUCAGUAGUCAGCACGCUGAACUACCACAGUGACAAUGUUGAUUUAAAUCCUGAUUAUAAAGGGCGGAGAGUGAGUUAUUUGGAUAAAUAAAACAACAUAACAAUUUCACGGCUAUCAAUGUGUAAAAUAAAAAAAAUCAUAAUAUGAGUAGCACCAAAGUCUAAGUCGCAGGCCCAAAAAACUAUGGAAAAACACUGCGACUUAUAUCCCGGAAAAUACGGUACUAAUAUAUUUUUUUCGUAACCACUGGUUUUACAUUAUAGAAGACGUAACUUGUACUCACUCCACAUUUUGAUUAGUACCACAAAAUUCACAACACACUCACUACUACAGUAGCUAGUGAGUGAUUCCGAACUAGUGAAGGUUUUGCUUGUGGUUGUAAACGCACUAAAUCGACCCUCACAUUUAGACCCCUCAUCCUUGCCAUUGUUUCCAAGCAAGAGAGUUUAACUGUGAAGCCGUUCCAUUGGAUAAGCAUUAAUAAAACAUCUGUUUCAAAGGUCA